This is a messenger RNA of Daphnia carinata, 3570 nucleotides long. RefSeq lists its product as uncharacterized. Gene Ontology annotation, molecular function: protein serine/threonine kinase activity; RNA endonuclease activity; ATP binding. The coding region runs from base 69 to 2969 and encodes 966 amino acids. NCBI's taxonomy places the organism in Eukaryota, Metazoa, Arthropoda, Branchiopoda, Diplostraca, Daphniidae. Gene Ontology annotation, biological process: IRE1-mediated unfolded protein response; intrinsic apoptotic signaling pathway in response to endoplasmic reticulum stress; protein phosphorylation. The record is from RefSeq and is a predicted model, not a curated record. The transcript has 6 exons. Gene Ontology annotation, cellular component: IRE1-TRAF2-ASK1 complex.
UACAGUCAUUCGAAAACUGUGCAUUGCGGAACUAUUGAGUUAUCCUGUAUUUAGUGAGUAUCAAAAAUAUGGAGGAUGGUGUAAGAAGAAAAUAUGAGGAUGCUCCAGGUCAAGUGUUUGAAGGAAAGUUCGGAAUUCGCGAUGUUGAAACGAAAAGAGUUCGUGUACAUCGUAGCCUCAUAAGAAAAGAAGAAGAAGCUUUGCUAGAGUUAAUUCAUCCAAACAUCGACAAACUUCAUCAGCGUGAAAGUGAUAAUGACUACCUGUGGGGCAUUUCUUAUUUUUUAGAACUUAGAACAGUACGAUAUCAACAAUGGUUUAAUUUUUUUUUUUACCGUGUUACCAGGUACUGUGAAUGGGACCGGUAUUUGGCCACUUUAGAUCAGCUGUUCUUGAAGUCGAAUGAUGCCAGAAAAUACAAGGGAUGUAUGCCACAUCAUAUCGAUGGUUUGCUACAAUUAGCUAAUGGUCUGGAAUACAUCCAUUCAAAGAAUUUAGUUCAUGGAGACAUCAAACCAGAAAAUGUCCUCAUUGUGGAGGGAUCUGCUGGCCAAGAUGAGAUAAUCCUCAAAUGGACAAAUUUUGGACUGAUCAGAAGUGUCAAUGAAGCAAGGCAAAACAGUCCUAUCAGAAGAAAUAAGGCAUGGUUAGCACCCGAGUUGCUUCAAUUGACAAGACUUAUAGGAAAUGUAGAUGAAAUCAGUUAUCCAGUAAGCGUCAGGAGCGACGUUUUUGCACUGGGACUUGUUUUUGGUUGUCUGUUAUUGAACGGCGAACAUCUCUACGGUCCCACCGCAAAUGAAAAUGAAAUUACCGACAACAUAGUUAACGGCAAUCCCAUCAACAUGCAAAAAAUGGAUGGCAAAUUACGCGACUGUUACGUGAAUGACCUUUUGAAACAAAUGUUGAGAAACGACCCCAAUGAAAGAAUAACAUCGAAAGAAGUAGUCGCUCAAUUACAAUCGAUCAAGAAUACGCUCUCUGGAAAAGAAAAAGAAUUACUUGAACUGUGUGGGCGUGAUUCGCGAGAGGAUCUCACGGAAAAAAUAAAAGAAUUAGUUCAGUUCGGAAUUAACGUGAACGCAAAGGACAAAGACGGAACGAAUGUGCUCCAUCUUUUGUGUCGGAACUAUUCAAACCCAAAAUUUACCGACGCAAUUCAACUCGUAAUCGAAAGCGGAAUCGACGUGAAUGCAAGGGACAACUAUGGAAUGAAUGCCAUUCAUUAUUUGUGUCGGUACCAUUCAAGCCAAACCUUAAUUAACGGAAUUGAAGUCUUGAAUCAAUCCGGAAUCGACGCAAAGGCAAUAACCGACGAUGGAUCGAAUGCGCUCCAUUAUCUAUGUCGAUACAAUUCAACCCCAAAUUUAGUCGACGCAGUUGGUAUUUUGACUAAAUUCGGAGUGGAUAUGAUGCUGCCGGACAACGCUGGAUGGAAUGCAUAUUAUUAUUCGCUUAAUAAAGUUAACAAAGGGAUGAAAAUUUGGUUCGACCGCGAAAAACCAAUAGGGGGCGGUGGCUUUGGUAUGGUAUUCAAAGGGAAGUUCGGAGGUCGUGAAGUGGCAGUAAAAAGAGUUGAAAUGCGUCAUGUGGACAAAAGAGAAAAAGACGCAAUGCUAAAAUUGGAUCAUCCGAACAUCGUCAAACUUCUUCAUUAUGAAACGGACAACGACUUUAUGUACUACGCAUUGGAAUUAUGUGUCGCUUCUUUAGAUCAACUUUUCCUGAAGUCGGAUCAUCCCAAAAAAUACAACGGACCUAUGCCACCUCCUAUCGAAAUAUUCCGGCAAUUAGCUACAGGCUUGGCAUACAUCCAUUCCAUGAACUUAAUUCAUCGAGACAUUAAACCGGAAAAUAUCCUCAUUAUGCGAAAGCCUGGAAAAAUUGAAGAGAUAAUAAUGAAAUGGUCUGAUUUUGGACUGGCCAAAUCCGUAAACGAAAAGGGACUUCACUCGUGGUCUGGAGUGAAAGGAACCAGAACUUGGUACGCACCCGAAGUGCUGGAAAAACUCAUCAACGAAAAAAAGGCGGAAAACGAAGAGUUUUGGGGCACCGUCAAGAGCGAUGUGUUUGUCCUCGGCCUCGUCUUUGGUUAUAUUUUCUUGGAUGGAGAGCAUCUAUUCGGCUCAAGUGAAACCGACAUUCACUUAAAUAUAACUAGAAGCGAUCCGGUGAAUAUGAAGAAUAUUGAUGCCGAAUUGCGCAAAUAUUAUGAAAAUGACUUACUAAAAAAAAUGUUGGAACACGAUUCGGUAAAAAGAAUAAGUUCGAAAGAAGUCGUCAAACAACUGGAAUCCAUUAAGAAUAAACUGGCUGAAAAAGAAAAAGAAUUUCGACAACUUUGUGCUCGUGGCUCUUUGUCUGAUCUAAAAAGAAGAGCCAACGACUUCAUUCGCAUUGGAAUCGAUAUGAAUGCAAAGGACAAUAAUGGAAGGAAUGCGCUCCAUAAUUUGUGUAAAUCAAGUUCAAGCCCACAUUUAAUUGACGCCAUUCAACUCUUAAUCCCACUGGGAAUUGAUGUGAAUGCAAAGGAAUCUAUUUGGCAACGGAAUGCGCUCCAUUAUUUGUGUGAAUCAAAUUCAAGCCCAAAUUUAAUUGGCGCCAUUCAACUCUUAAUCCAACUGGGAAUUGAUGUGAAUGCAAAGGACGAUGAUGGAUGUAAUGCGCUCCAUAUUUUGUGUGAAUCAAAUUCAAGCCCAAAUUUAAUUGAGGCCAUUCAACUCUUAAUCCAACUGGGAAUUGAUGUGAAUGCAAAGGACUUUUUAAAAAGGAAUGCGCUCCAUUAUUUGUGUGAAUCAAAUUCAAGCCCAAAUUCAAUUGACGCCAUUCAACUCUUAAUCCCACUGGGAAUUGAUGUGAAUGCAAAGGACAUUUGGGGAAGGAAUGCUCGAAGUUAUUUACGCGAUAAUGGUAAGAUUAGGAGUAAGGACGAAAUCCUAGAACUGCUCGACGCAGCACUUGUUGUUUGAAUCACAACUCGUUUCUAGGCGAUGCAAUGCACUUUGACGACGAAGAAUGAAAAUAUAGCACCUGUCGCAUACUCCGAAUUAUUUUGCCAUUUACCCCUUGAAAACUCAAAUUUCCCGCUUUCUUGGCUGUAUUGCUCAGGCCGACGGACUUUCAAAAAUAAAAAAAAAAUGACUGCAUCGCCGUACGUCUUGUCAAUUGAUUAUCCCUUUAGCCAUGUUGAUUGCGACUCAUUCGACAAUUAAUAAAUUCUUUGUGCGCAGACGACUUUUAAAUAAAAGAAAGUAUCAAAGCAUAAGGCCAGUGAUUCAAUAUCGGUUCAACAAGCCUCAUCUCUCAUUGGAUAAGUAUCUCAUUUCAUUUCAACUUUCUAGCAAACUCUAAAGGAACUGAUACAGGAAAACAAUUAGAACAGUAAAGAACCUAAGUAAACAAUGAAAAAAUAAUAAUGAAGAAAAAAAAUAUCUCGGAUGAUGAAUAAAAACACCCAAUUUUCUUCGUCAUAAAAAAGGCAAAUAAGAAGCCGCUUUUCCUAGAAGAGCUAACUGCGAACGUUUAACAAUUCCACUAGUCAAAUGAAAGAAAUUUUCACGUGAAAACAGU